Sitophilus oryzae (rice weevil) is the source of this 2796-nucleotide messenger RNA. Its product is annotated as extensin-like. The transcript has 7 exons. NCBI's taxonomy places the organism in Eukaryota, Metazoa, Arthropoda, Insecta, Coleoptera, Curculionidae. Bases 1407 to 2705 code for a protein of 432 amino acids. The record is from RefSeq and is a predicted model, not a curated record.
AAAUACAGGAUGUUUUCGAAAACUAUGUAAUCCUUUGGAGGGGAGAUCUUUAUGAUUUAGAAUAAAAUAAAUUAGGUAGGUACAAUAUUUUUGAGUCAAAAUUAUUACUUUAUGUUUGUCCUUACUUUUUUUGUAUGACAUUAACAGAAAUUACAAAAAAGAGUAUUUUAGAAGACAUGUCAAAGUAACUUCUAAACAAUUAGGUAUAUGGUACAAAUAUAUAAAUCAAAUAAAAACGAACAAAAAUGUCUCAAAUUGAACAGUUUAAUUACUUUUAGUACCUAAGUUUUUUAAUACAAAAAAGUUUGUGGGUAAAUUCCUAAUAUUACUCUGUAGAUAAAUUUAAUGCCGUAAUAUUUUGUAUUAUUUAUGCCCAUUUCUAUUAUCCUAAAAAAACAUAAAUUUUUAAAACUUUGUUUAGUUUCAACUUCGGUUAGGACUCUUGGUAGGCACCUUUAAGGUGAUAAAUGGUGUUUAAUUAUAUGGAAUUUUAUCAUCUUUCGAGGGAAAUCACAUAGUUACCAGAAACAAUGUGUACAAAAUUAUUUUAUUUGGUCAAAAAGCAUUACUUUACUCAUUAUGAUAUCAUUCAUAUUUACGUUUCAGAUAUCCUGAUGCUGCAAUACAUGUGCCGUACAAUUCAAUUAGAAGUGCCAUGCUUAGGUGGAGGAGAACAAACACUCCUAAUAUUCCCCAAAAUUUGGAAACGUUUGCUGAAAUAUGCGCAUCCGGGGAGUUUCCUAGAUUUUCUACUUGCUGCGAGGGGCCUUUUUAUGCAGGGAUUGUCUCUGUUAAUAACAGCCAUGCGAUUAUCUUUGGAAACCCUCAAUUUGUGGGAGAGUUCGCAGGAUCACGCCAUUCAUUUAUGGAUGGCACCUUUAGGGCUGUCCCGAGGAUGCCGCAUUUUGCACAAAUACUUACUAUAUUUGCAUCGGCAAUGGAACACGCUUUUCCGGUAAUCCAUGUUUUCAUGGAAAGUCGGAUGAAAUCAUUGUACGAUGCAGUAUUUGCGUACAUACAGCAACAUUUUCCAAAUUUUUUAAAUGGAAAUAUUGUUACAGACUACGAGGUUACACUGGUUGAGUCUUUGAGAAAUACCUACCCUAAUACAAUGUUACAUGGUUGUUUUUUCCAUUAUUGCCAGGCGGUCCUACGAAAGGCUAAGCAAUUAGGAAUUUGUAGGGCUAUUGAGGCAAAUCCCAAUGGAAGAAUUCUUUUAAAGAAGGUCUAUUCAUUGGCUCUGCUUCCUCCUGGCAUGAUAAUUAAUACACUCGAAACAUUGCAGGGAUAUAGAACUAGGUGCGAUAUUCAGGCCACUUUUUGAAUAUCUGAGGAGGCAGUGGAUAAAUAGGGUUACCCCAGAACACUUCAGUGUAUUUAAAUGUACACACCGGACUAAUAACGUUAUGGAGUCAUAUCAUCGACGACUUAACAGCAAACUUGUCCAGCAUCCAGGUGUAUGGGAUCUUAUGGAAACACUUAUAGAUAUUCAAAAUAUCGCAGUUCUAGAGUUUAAGCAGCUAGAACAACAAAGAAGGGUAUUUCGAGUAUGCACCAAAAACAGGGUCUUUGACUUGAGACUGAAUCAAGCCUGGGACAAACUCUCGGACGGUAGAUUUACUGUCGAGGAUUUUCUGCGUCAGUCGGUACAUUUUGUUGAAGGUCUCGACCAGCAACUUCAUGCGUGGAACGAUAAUUUGCCAGAUGAAGGUGAAGAGAGGGACCUCAUUAAUUUGGCAAAUUUUCCGGUGCAGCCUCAACCAGUGCCAUUGCCACUUGCCCUUGCUGCUGUCCCUGCCCCUGCAGGUGCUCUUGCCCCGGCACCUGCCCUAAACGAACCACCCCCCCUUGUAUAUUUCCCACCACCCUGCGAAAAUCCAGCUCCUGCCACUGCUCUUGCUCCAGCUUCAGCUCCUGCCCCUGCUCUUGCUCCAGCUCCUGCUUCUAAUGAACCUCCACCACUUUAUUAUUUUCAUCCCCCUGUAAAUUAUUCUGUGGCAGUUGUUCAGGAGCCUGUUUUUGAACCCCCUACCCCUCCUCCUCCUACCCACUCUACCGUACCAAAUAACUCACCGUCUCCAAUUCCAUCUUGUUCGAACUUAACACCUAAUUCUCCUUUAAUGACGUUUAGCUCUUCGUACCUACCCCCUCAUUUACCUUCUAACUCUUUUUCUCCAAUUCCAUCUUCGUCUUACUUACCCCCCAACUCUUUUCCUUUACCUUCUACCUCAUUUUUCCGACCUCAUUAUUCACCUGAUAACUCUUCUUCCUCUAUUUUAUCCUCUCCUGGUAAUUCUCCUAACUCACGUCCAAGUUCGCCCCACUUACCUGAACCAGAAAUGGUUGAAUUUCCUGAUACCCCGAUUCAUUCCCCUUCCCCAACCAAUCCUCCUUCCCCUCUACCAAAUAUCCCACUUCCCCCGACACCCGAUUAUUUGAUCGAAUCGGAGGAUGAGGAUAAUGUAUACGAAAAUCCUAUUCCCAGAGUAGCUUGGACCCCAUCAGUGCAAGACACACCUUAUGAUGGUACAUUGCACUUAUCCAUGAGGUGUAACGUGUGCUACAUAAACAGAAAGCAGGUUACAUUUGAAUGUGGUCACAUGGUUUGUGUUUCGUGUGCAGAAAGAAUACUGGACCUGGUUAAUCCAUUAUGUGCUUUUUGCCGCAAAUCAAUAAACAAUGCGCCAACACAAUUAUAUUUUUAGUUUAAUCUGGUUAAAGUUGCCCCUCAUUUUAGCCCAUGGCACACGACAUUGUUUUUUACUUAACGUGGAACUUCUAUCCCUCUGGUUAAAG